AUGACGAUAGUGGAGAUGCAGGUGCAGAUAGAUUGUCCUGGAUGCAAGAGAAAGAUCAAGAAAGCUCUAAAUAAACUAUAUGGAGUUGAAUCGAUUGACAUUGAUAUGGAUAAACAGAAGGUAACCGUGACGGGAAUUGCAGACCAAGAACAAGUGUUGAAGGCGGUGAGGAAGAAGGUGAGAUCGGGCGCAGAAUUGUGGCCUUACCCGUAUAAUCCAGAGUACCAUGAUUUCAUGCAACGUUACUAUGGUGGUCAGGAAAUUAGUUAUAAUAAUAAUAAUAUUAAUGAUGAUAUUGAUGAUCCAAAUUAUAAACCCCCACCUUACACAGCUCUUAUUGAUGAAAAUUCUAGUUACAUGUUUAGUGAUGAUAAUGUCAAAUCUUGUUCUAUAAUGUAA
Molecule: messenger RNA, 399 nt
Organism: Impatiens glandulifera
Lineage: Eukaryota; Viridiplantae; Streptophyta; Magnoliopsida; Ericales; Balsaminaceae
Product: heavy metal-associated isoprenylated plant protein 45-like
Exons: 3
Coding region: 1-399 (132 amino acids)
Molecular function (GO): metal ion binding
Source: RefSeq, a predicted model, not a curated record